AUGCAUGCGCACACAGCGCUCAUGGCGCUUGCGGCGCUAGGCGCAUUAGCGGCGACGGGAGCGGCGGCGGAGCGUGGCGGUGGCAUCAAAGUGGGCAGCAGCGCGUCAGGUGCAGGCGGGCGAGAGGGUGCACGUGGUAGUGGCGUACGUCUCGGCGAUGGCCUUAGACGUCCGCGAACUUCACCAGCCCCUCAGACUCCUCGCGCACCAUCUGUUAUCACUGCCGCCCUAGUCGUGCCCCACAAAGCCUUUGGAGCACGUGACUAUACUAGAGCUGAGAAGGCGGCUCUAUCUAAACUGCCACGAAAACUCAAACUAUUUUCACAUGUGCGCCUAAAUAACACGCUUUCAAUGCAGGGCCUUACACCUAGUCCUAUGUCUAUCUUGGACUCGCUGUGUAAAGAAUUUCUAGCCGUGAACGUGUCUGCAAUACUAUAUCUUAUGAACCAUGAAAAAUAUGGACGAUCCACUGCCUCAGCGCAAUAUUUUUUACAACUCGCCGGAUACCUUGGCAUACCGGUCAUAGCAUGGAACGCAGAUAACAGCGGUCUUGAAAAACACGCGUCUCAUGCUUCUUUACGACUUCAAUUAGCGCCGACUAUUGAACAUCAGACCGCAGCCAUGUUAUCCAUACUGGAAAGAUAUAAAUGGCAUCAAUUCAGCGUCGUCACUUCAGCUAUUGCUGGCCACGAUGAUUUCAUUCAAGCUGUUAGAGAAAGGGUUACAGCACUUCAAGAUCGGUUUAAAUUUACGAUUCUUAAUGCGGUGGUGGUAAAAAAACCGGCUGAUCUAAAUGAACUGGUAACGAGUGAAGCACGUAUAAUGCUCUUGUACGCUACUCGAGAAGAAGCAGCUGAUAUAUUAUCAUGCGCUGGAGAUCUGCAUCUCACUGGAGAAAAUUUCGUUUGGAUUGUGACACAGAGCGUGCUUGGUCCUAUGCAGCAAUCAAACAAAUUUCCCGUUGGCAUGCUAGGUGUUCAUUUCGAUACAUCGAGUUCGUCAAUUCUUGCUGAGAUAGCGACGGCCGUUAAAGUAUUUGCUUAUGGCGUGGAAUCAUACCUCUCCGAACCAGAAAAUGUUCAGUAUCCUCUCGGUACUAGACUAUCUUGUAGCGGAGCGGGUACUGGUGAGGCUCGGUGGUCCACCGGAGAAAGAUUCUACCGACAUCUUCGAAACGUCAGCGUUGAAGGCGAAUCGAGCAAGCCGGGAAUAGAGUUCACUCCAGAUGGAGAACUUCGAGCAGUUGAACUUAAAAUAAUGAAUCUACGACCAACUCUAGGUGAUCAGCUUGUGUGGGAAGAAAUCGGAACAUGGAAUUCUUACCCAAAAGAGCGUUUGGUAAUUAAAGAUAUAGUGUGGCCGGGAGUGCUUCACACCCCUCCACAAGGAGUUCCUGAAAAAUUUCAUAUGCGUAUAACUUUCCUUGAAGAACCUCCUUACAUUAACCUAGCUCCACCUGAUCCUGUUAGCGGUCGCUGCUCUUUAGAUCGUGGUGUAAUCUGUCGUGUUGCACCCGAUGUUGAAGUUGCUGGGUUAGAAGCUGGUACAGCGCACAGAAACAGUUCACUGUAUCAAUGUUGCAGUGGAUUUUGUAUAGAUCUUUUACAACAGUUGGCCGAACAUCUUGGAUUUACCUAUGAAUUGGUACGGGUUGAAGACGGCCGAUGGGGUACUCUUCAUCAUGGAAAGUGGAAUGGUCUUAUAGCCGAGCUUGUAAACAAAAAAACUGAUAUGGUAUUAACAUCAUUAAUAAUAAAUUCAGAUCGAGAAGCUGUUGUAGAUUUUAGCGUACCUUUUAUGGAAACGGGAGUGGCUAUCGUAGUUGCAAAACGAACAGGCAUAAUAUCUCCUACCGCUUUUCUGGAGCCAUUCGAUACAGCUUCUUGGAUGUUAGUCGGAGCCGUUGCAAUACAAGCUGCCACAUUUUCAAUAUUCUUCUUCGAGUGGCUUUCUCCGAGUGGAUUUGAUUGCUCUACCGGACUAAAUUCGAAACGAAUACCACAAAAUAGAUUUUCACUCUGUCGAACGUAUUGGAUAGUAUGGGCAGUAUUAUUUCAGGCAUCAGUGCACGUGGACUCCCCACGUGGCUUUACGGCUCGCUUCAUGACGAACAUGUGGGCGAUGUUCGCAGUGGUAUUCCUUGCGAUAUAUACCGCGAACUUGGCCGCGUUCAUGAUCACUCGGGAGGAGUUCCACGAGCUGAGCGGACUGGACGAUCCUCGAAUUGCGCGUCCGCUGUCGCAACGGCCCGCACUCAAGUUUGGCACCGUCCCAUGGUCGCACACGGACGCCACACUCUCGAAGUACUUCCCCGAGCCGCAUGCGUACAUGGCCCCAUACAAUCGUAGCACAGUUAGUGCAGGGGUAACAGGGGUCCUCACCGGAGAACUCGAUGCUUUUAUAUACGACGGAACUGUACUGGAUUACCUCGUAUCACAAGAUGAGGACUGCCGGUUGUUAACAGUAGGCUCGUGGUAUGCGAUGUCUGGCUAUGGAUUAGCGUUUACUCGAAAUUCUAAAUAUCUGAGCAUGUUUAAUAAGAGGUUACUUGAUUUACGCUCCAAUGGUGACCUAGAGCGGUUACGCAGGUACUGGAUGACGGGCACGUGUAAGCCGAACAAGCAGGAGCACAAGUCGUCGGACCCGCUGGCGCUGGAGCAGUUCCUGUCCGCGUUCCUGCUGCUGAUGGCGGGCAUCUUGCUCGCGGCGCUGCUGCUGCUGCUCGAGCACGUGUACUUCCGCUACAUGAGGGAGCACCUCGCGGCCUCCAGUGCCAGCUCGUGCUGUGCUCUCGUGUCGUUGUCGAUGGGUCAAUCAUUAACAUUCCAUGGUGCAGUUGUGGAAGCGGCAUCGAGAGGCUUCGGUCCCGGUAAACGUGGACAUUGUCGCUCUGCAAUAUGCGCUGCACAGGUAUGGCGCGCGCGGCACGAGCGCGACGCGGCGGUGGCGCGCGCGCGGCAGCUGGCGGCGGCGCUGGCGGCGCACGGGCUGCAGCCGCCGCCGCGCCGCCUGGCAUCCGCCGCGGCGCUGCUGGCGGCGGGCCGGCCGCACGACGCCACGCGCCCGCGCACGCUGCGCGCGCCCGCCGACCUGCUGCCCGACCUCGACCGCCCGCUCUCGUGCUCCGACCUCCGGGCUAGGGAGCGAAUGCGGGUAGAAAUGGAAACAGUGCUGUGAGGCGCAUAUUGCGCCAUUUUUUUUUUCAAUUUCUGAAGGCUGUUCUUACACCAAGUUAUACAAGACGAAGUUAGGUAUAUCUAAUGUUAAAAUAUGGACAGAUAAAAAAACGUUGUAAUUAUUAAAUAAAUUAUUCCAAUUAUUAAAACAGAGAGAUGGACGUAGAUAGCGAAGCGUUGUUGUGGGAAGCGCGCGCGGGGCAGGCUGGGCGCCGGGCGCGCGUCCUCGUGUUGUCUACUACAAUAAAAUAUAUUUUUUGGACAAUA
Melitaea cinxia (Glanville fritillary) is the source of this 3443-nucleotide messenger RNA. RefSeq names its product glutamate receptor ionotropic, NMDA 2B (gene Nmdar2). Gene Ontology annotation, cellular component: postsynaptic membrane; plasma membrane. Bases 1 to 3177 code for a protein of 1058 amino acids. Gene Ontology annotation, biological process: modulation of chemical synaptic transmission; monoatomic ion transport; synaptic transmission, glutamatergic. Lineage: Eukaryota; Metazoa; Arthropoda; Insecta; Lepidoptera; Nymphalidae. Gene Ontology annotation, molecular function: NMDA glutamate receptor activity; transmitter-gated monoatomic ion channel activity involved in regulation of postsynaptic membrane potential. The transcript is spliced from 15 exons. The record is from RefSeq and is a predicted model, not a curated record.